Molecule: messenger RNA, 2043 nt
Organism: Anopheles aquasalis
Lineage: Eukaryota; Metazoa; Arthropoda; Insecta; Diptera; Culicidae
Gene: IntS10
Product: integrator complex subunit 10
Biological process (GO): snRNA processing
Cellular component (GO): integrator complex
Source: RefSeq, a predicted model, not a curated record
GUUUUGGUUUUUUCGGUGGAUUUUCCUUUCGGGAUUUCGCCGAUUUUCUGCGGAAAAUGGAAGUUUUAUCGAAUGAAAAAUACCUGAUUGCUCGUGCGAAAGAGUCCACCGAUCCUUACAAAGCCAAGGCGUGGAUCAUAGCGGCUAAAACGCUCUUUCCAAACGAUUUCGGUGUACAGUUCGAGGCCUACGAGAUUGAGAAAAAUGCCAACAACUUCGAGGAAGCGGCCAAGUGCCUCGGUUAUAUUGUCAUGACUUUCCAUGGUGCUCAUCAAACGCCGUCGAACUUCCUGAACGAGAUAUCCGCGAUGACCAACGCGUUACGCAUCCCGGAGGGAACUGCAACUCCCGAGCAGGAGUUUUACGUGAAAAUGUUCCAGUACAUUUCGUACGAAGUCCAGCACCAGAUACUGCUACUGACGGCAGCGCAUUCCAAUAACAAUCUAGAUCAUUGCCGCUUGAUUCUGCUGCUGCUGAAGCGCUUCCCACAGGCGAUAUCCACUCAUGCGCCUCGCUUGCUCGAAACAUUGAUACAAAACGUGGCAGUGCCGAGCUUCAAGGAGAUGCUGUUCAAUGAAGCCAUUCCGUUGGUCUUCAAUCGUGCGCCCGACUUAGCGCCCCAACACGUGCACCAGUUGAUGGCCGUGUGUUUCGAGUAUUAUCUCAGCCAGAUGUUGAGCAGCGAGUGUGAGGAUCGUGUUCGAUCGGUAAAUGAUUGCUGGAAAAAAAUAUUCGACAUUCUUGACUUUUGUGGCAAAAUCCUUAAAUGGGAACCGUUCGUACUGUUUAAAAAGAGCUGGAGCAAGGACGUCUAUUGGCAGAAGAUCAUCCAUAUCUAUAAGCUCGAUCCUUUCGGGUCGACGGAAAGCAAACAGAUCCUGUUCUGCGCCACUGUCGUGUUCGUUCUGGCGUUGCAGGAGUACAUUGGACAUUCGAAGCUUCGAUCGAAGGAUGGAACCACCGAGACGGAAGUGAUACUGGUCGAGGCACUGAAAGAUGUGACUCUCGAUAUGAAACAUCGACCAUUGGAGGGAGUGCUCGAGAUUCCGCACAUUCUGGUUACGGCACCGGUUAGUGCGGAUGCACCAAACUGUUUUAUCGCCUGUCACAGUUGCUGGCAAUUGCUACAUUCGACCGAACGCAUGAAGAGCGACUUUGCACAGCUUAUACUAUGCCUUCCGCAACUCUCUGGAUGGAUGCAAAAGUUCUUAAUCGAUCUGUACGUGUGCGUAGGGCAGCAUGACGAAACGGCCACCUUGCUGCAAUCACCAAACGUUGUCUCGAUGGGUGCGCUAGAGAAAUCUGUUCGUCAGUUUGCACUUAACCUCGCGCAAGGACCCGUUUCGGUUCAUCUGUUUGAUCAGAUCCUCACAAUCUUGAAACAUCUGCCUCAGGCGCCAUCCGGUGGAUCGUACCUGGAGAACGUUGCACUUACACCAACGGCACGGCUACUCAUGCUGAUACCGCUCACGAAGCGAGCCAUUUUGCAUUAUCUCGUGCAGACAUUGGUAGCGAUCCUGAAACCGAAGCUGGUCGAUCCGGAGUGUAGCAACUCAGUGCUCGGCAAUUUAUUGGUGCUGUCGCAGCUUAACUGGCCGCACGAGUCGACGACGGUGGAAAUCAUUUUCGAAAUCAUCAAGAGCCGGCGUCAGUUUUCGUACCUGCUGUUUACGAGCUACAUCAUCACCGCGGAGAUUAUCGAGGAGUUUAUGCACCUGUGGACGCAUUCUCCGGAAGUAAAAUUGGAGUUGGCUAUGCCGCAACAGAGCUUGGCAACGGGGGCGCGUCGUAUUGGUACACGAGGUGCUGAUAAGGGAGUUAAGGAGGACUUUAAGCAGACAAUACGGCAGCAGAUAGCACGCAGUAACGAUGAUAUUGAUGAGCUGAUGAUGCAGUUUCUCCAGCACCAACAUCUGUCUCUGGUGCAAAAUGUUUUUGAGAAAUGAUUGCCCAUGUAUUGGCGCAUACCUGAGGCUGGAAGGUUGUCUACCGUGAUACCUUGCAAGCAGGACAUCAGUAGAAAUAAACAAAUCUACCUUGGUA